GCCCCGCCCCCGCGGCCCCGGACCGGAAGCGGCCGCGCGGGGGCUGCUGGGAGACGCGGCUCGCGAGCGGUUCUGCGUCGGCCGCCGACUGCCAAGCGGCCGCGGCUCCGGAGCAGGAGGAAACCCUAAGAAGAGUGCAGGACAGCUCCCCGAGGCCUCCUUCCAUCCGUGGCUUUCUUUCCUUGAAGUAAUACAUCAGGAUGUCUGCACAGUCAGGGGAAGAAGAUUCCAUACUUAUCAUCCCAACUGCAGAUGAAGAGGAGAAAAUCCUGAGAGUGAAGCUGGAGGAGGAUCCUGAUGUUGACGAGGGAUCAAGUAUUCCCUGGAACCAUCUCCCCGGCCCGGAGGUGUUCCGGCAGCGGUUCCGGCAGUUUGGAUACCAGGAUUCCCCUGGGCCCCGAGAAGCUGUGAGCCAGCUUCGAGAACUUUGCCGCCUUUGGCUUAGGCCAGAGGCACACACGAAAGAACAAAUCUUAGAGCUGGUAGUACUGGAGCAGUUUGUGGCCAUCCUGCCCAAGGAGCUGCAGACUUGGGUUCGAGAGCAUCAUCCGGAGAAUGGAGAGGAAGCAGUGACAGUGCUGGAGGACUUAGAAAGUGAACUCGAUGACCCUGGACAGCCGGUUUCUCUACGUCGACGGAAACGGGAAGUGCUUGUAGAGGAGAUAGUUUCUCAGGAAGAAGCUCAGGGAUUACCAAAUUCUGAGCUUGAUGCUGUGGAAAACCAGCUCAAGUGGGCAUCGUGGGAGCUCCACUCUCUACGGCACUGUGAGGAUGAUGCCAGGACUGAAAAUGGAGCAUUAGCUCCAAAACAAGAGAUUUCUUCAGCUGUAGAAUCUCAGGAAGUUCCUGGGACGCUCAAUAUAGAUGUUCCUCAAAUUUUCAAAUAUGGAGAAACCUGUUUCCCCAAGGGAAGGUUUGAAAGAAAGAGAAAUCCCUCUCGAAAGAAACAACAUAUAUGUGAUGAAUGUGGAAAACACUUCAGUCAGGGCUCAGCCCUUAUUCUUCAUCAAAGGAUCCACAGUGGGGAGAAACCCUAUGGAUGUGUUGAAUGUGGAAAAGCAUUCAGCAGAAGCUCCAUUCUCGUGCAGCAUCAGAGAGUACACACUGGAGAAAAACCUUACAAAUGCCUUGAAUGUGGAAAAGCCUUUAGCCAGAAUUCUGGGCUUAUUAAUCACCAGAGAAUCCAUACUGGGGAGAAACCAUAUGAAUGUGUUCAGUGCGGGAAAUCGUAUAGUCAGAGCUCAAAUCUUUUUAGACAUCAGCGAAGACACAAUGCUGAAAAACUCCUAAAUGUUGUGAAAGUGUAAGCAAUUACAAGAAAAAUCAGCACUCAGGUUUUUUUCUUUAGAAAUGAAGACAAAAUUUAAAACAAAUUAUUCAUAAUGGUUUUGUUUCCCUAUAGACUGCUAGAAAAUCCAAUGGGGAACGUAAGAACUUGUCACUGACCAUUAUUAUUUUGUCUGGAAAGGAAUAGUGUCAUAUCCUAGAAGCUGAAAUUUUAAACUGAAUUCAGGUAUUGAUACCUAAAUCUUCUAUGUGAUGUUUAUAUUAUUUUUUCCAAAUAA
Suncus etruscus (white-toothed pygmy shrew) is the source of this 1565-nucleotide messenger RNA. RefSeq names its product zinc finger protein 24. Gene Ontology annotation, molecular function: RNA polymerase II cis-regulatory region sequence-specific DNA binding; DNA-binding transcription factor activity, RNA polymerase II-specific. Gene Ontology annotation, biological process: regulation of transcription by RNA polymerase II. The transcript is spliced from 4 exons. Bases 201 to 1307 code for a protein of 368 amino acids. NCBI's taxonomy places the organism in Eukaryota, Metazoa, Chordata, Mammalia, Eulipotyphla, Soricidae. The record is from RefSeq and is a predicted model, not a curated record.